This is a messenger RNA of Ctenocephalides felis (cat flea), 3740 nucleotides long. RefSeq names its product zinc finger CCCH domain-containing protein 13-like. The transcript has 9 exons. Lineage: Eukaryota; Metazoa; Arthropoda; Insecta; Siphonaptera; Pulicidae. The record is from RefSeq and is a predicted model, not a curated record. Bases 251 to 3643 code for a protein of 1130 amino acids. Gene Ontology annotation, molecular function: RNA binding. Gene Ontology annotation, cellular component: spliceosomal complex. Gene Ontology annotation, biological process: mRNA processing; regulation of mRNA splicing, via spliceosome.
CCAUCAACUAAAGUCUCGAAAAUACCGAUUGUAGAUUAUUAUAUUAUUAAUUAAGUAUGAUUGGAUUUUUUAGUUGACUGACUUCUAUGUUAAGUAUAAGUUUUGAUAAAUUUUGGUAUUGUGAAGUGUUAUAAGACUUUAGUAGUUAUAGCAUAAUUUUUAUAUACAAAAAUUGUACUGAAUAACCGAUUUUGUGUGACAUUUUUGCCGCUCUGUCUGUUCAUUAGCUUAAUAGGAAAACGAAAUCAAGAUGAUGUAUACGGGCACAACUACCCAACAGGAUACAAGAUUCAGUGACAAGGAGAAGAAACUUAUGAAGCAAAUGAAAUUUGGGGAUUGCUUGAGUCAAAGGGUUGAUAUGAGUAAAGUAAAACUUGAUGUUUUACGUCCCUGGAUAACGCAAAAAAUUACUGAUCUGCUUCACAUUGAAGAUGAUGUUGUUGUGGAGUUUGUGUACAAUCAAUUAGAUGUGCAAUUUCCUUGUCCUAAAAAAAUGCAAAUUAACAUGACGGGUUUCUUAAAUGGAAAAAAUGCUCGACAAUUUAUGGAUGAGUUGUGGGCCCUAUUACUUUCUGCUCAAGACACGGAAUCUGGGAUUCCAGUAGAAUUUUUAGAUCAAAAAAAGGAAGAAAUUAAGAAAAGAAUGGAAGAUCAAGAGAAGUCGCUGAAUAAAGAUAAAGAUGAAGAACGAGAUCGGACUGAUAAUGAAAAUGAUAACAAAAACUUUAAUGAUGACAAGCUCAAAGAUAAAGAUAAUGACAAAUUAAAAGAUAAUGAUGCCGUUAAAUCACGUGAGCAAUCACGCGAACGUGAUAAAACUCGUGUGCGAUCUCGGGAGAGACACAGAUCGCGCGACAGGGACAGAUCGCGCGACAGGGACAGAUCGCGCGACAGGGACAGAUCGCGCGACAGGGACAGAUCGCGCGACAGGGACAGAUCGCGCGACAGAGGCAGGUCGCGCGACCGAAAUCAUCGGGGGAGAUCUCGUCACAGGGACAGGUCAAGAGAUAGAAGUGAUCGGAAUAGGGAUAGAAGGCGAGACAAAAGUAGAGAAAGGCGGCAUAGUGUUUCCCGUGAUCGUCAUUCUCGAGAUACUCGAGACAAAAAACGUUCUCGCUCGCGUUCGCAUUCUAAAGGGAAACGUAAAGAUAAAAUUAAUCAUAAAAAAGAUCUAGUCAACAAUGUUGAUAAAACAAAAUUGUCUAAACCUACGACAGAUAUUAAUGGUGAAAAAAAUCGUAUUGAUGAUAAAGAGGGAAUAUUAAAUGAUCCUGUUUUAGUCGACGAGAAGCAGGAUAAGAAAAUUUCUACUGAAAAAAACGAUAUGACGCGUCACGCUUUGAAUAGUGGUGAUGCUGUUAGUAAUGAAAAUCACAAAAUGACUGAAAGAAUGGAGGACACGGAUUCCAUGUCAAAGCUUCAGGCAAAAUUACUUAAUAUGGCGUCAGGAGGAAGAACUAAGUCUAGAAGUCGAUCUAUAUCCAAGGAUAGUUCUAGCAAGUCCAGCAGUCAAUCAAAAUCUCGUUCAAGAUCACCAGUUGUUUCUAAACCUAGGAGAUCAACCUCUAAAUCUGACUCUUCAAGUAUAGCUUCUAAAGGAAAUCUGAGAAAAGCUCAGUCAAGUUCUUCCAGCAGCAGUGAAAGUGAAGAUUUUGAUAUAAAAAAGAAAAAUGACAGCAUUCAAAAAAAGAGGCAUUACAGAUGCAAUAAAAAUAGUUCUUCCAGUGAAAGUGAUGUUGCCGACAAAAAACGGCGUAGAUCUAGAAAUAGAGAUUGGUAUAACAGCCGCCGUGAUUCACGGGAUAGAAGUCCACGACGCACAGCAGCACGGGGGACGUACGAUACAACUCGACGAGGAGACUAUCGGUCACGUUUUAGUACGCGAGACAGAGAUUAUGUAAGAGGACGUGAGGCGCGAUUUGAGAGAUCUCGUCUUUCAUCCCGUGAAAAAGAACGCGACCGAGAUCGCGAACGUGAACGUGAACGUGAACGAGAGCGAGAACGUGAUCGAGAACAGCGUGAAAGGGAUCGCGAGAGAGAGCGGGAACGUGAACGGGAGCGGGAGCGAGAACGGGAAAAAGAAAGAGAGCAACGAGAUCGUGAAAGGGAGCGGGAACGUGAACGCGAUCGCGAUAGAAAUAGGAAUAGUGUCAAAAGCAAGGUUAGGAAGGAUAAUUCAAGAGAGCGUGAUAGUUCCCAAAAUGAUAAGAACAGGAAACAAGCCAUUUCUCCAAAGCGUGGUGAAGGAAUUGAUAAUAGAAGUAGAGAAAAAGUUAAACAAAUCAAGUCGCCUGAAAAGUACUAUAAUAAGACAAUAAGAGAUAAACCAGAAGAUACUACUGGAGCUAAAUUGAAAAUAUCUAAGGAUCGGGGAAGUAUUCACAACAAAGUAAGGUCCAUUGAUAUGAUGGAAACAAAGAAGAUCAAAGACAGGAAAUCAUCUGAAAGUUCUAGCAAAGAUCAAUCAAUGAGUGAGAAAAGUGGUAAUUUGGAAUACAAGAAAAUUUCCACUGCAAGCAAAUCAAAUAAAAAAGAACCUAGUGAAAUUGAUAAAGUCAUAGGGCAUAAUUAUGAAAAGCCAAAGAAAUUAGAUGCUGUAAAGAAAGUUAGUGGUGAUAAACCUCUCUAUUUGCGUAGCUUGUCGAGGACUCCAUCUCCAUUUUUAAAACUGUAUGAAUUUGGAGACAAAUCUAAAUUCAAUGAUAAAAAACAGAAUAAUAAACUUUAUAAAAAUAAUAGUAUAAAGGCUGUGAAAGCAAUGAAUAGUUCAACGAAUUCUACAGAUAGUGAUAGUGAUGAUGAUGAUAAACCUGUUAGUGAACGAUCCAGAAGAAAAGCAACUCGUAAAAGACCACGUAAACCUGCUUCCUCAUCUGAUGAAUCAUCAUCAGAUGAUAGUGAUUCAUCACAUAUUCAUUCACAAAAGAUAAAAUUAAAUAAAAAGAAAUACAAUAUAAAAGAUUCUGUAUCAGAUUCAGAUGACCAUUCAAAAAGUGCAAAGAAAAAGAGAUUGAGUAAAGUAGUACCUCAAACAAAGAAUCGUUGCACCGAGAGUGUGGAUAAUAAGAUAAAACCAAAAGAAGUUUCUCAAAAAGAAAGUCGAAAGCAUUCUCCAGUUAGAAAUAUGAAACCACAAACAAAAUCGGAUGCAAGUGAUGAUGAGAGUAUUUCUAAAGCACAAGGAAAGGAUGUAACAUCAAGCAGCAGCUCAAGUGAACCUGAAGUAAAAUCUAAACGUGAAAAAAUUAAAAUACUAAAAAUGAAAAGAUCAAAACUUGAUGUUGAAAAAUCAAAAUGCAAAAAGUCUGGAGAUACUUCUGAGGAGGAUAGCGAAUUAGUGGAACCUAAGAAAAGACGUAAGAAGGAUAUAAAACCUAAAGCUUCAUCACCUAGUUCAAGUAAUUCUGAAGCAGAUAGUAAGAAAACAAAGAAGCUUCAUAAAAAACAUAAGAAACAUUCAAAAAAACAUAAGAAACACAAAAAACACAAGAAAAUCAAGGAUAAGAAAGAUCUAAAAGAGAGCAGUGCAUCAGAAGCUGAAGUAUUAGCAGAAUCCUCUGUAAAUAACGAUGAUCUUGAGAAAAGGUUACGCGAGCGAGCCUUGAAGUCAAUGAAAAAACAAAGUUGUAGCAAUUCCGAAUAACAGUUUGGAUAUACAUGUGAAAUGUCUUAAAAAAUAAAUUCGAAAUAAAAACACAUUGUAGAAGUGAUCGAACUAAAAUAUAUUUGUCCUCUUAUAA